Molecule: messenger RNA, 1954 nt
Organism: Eutrema salsugineum
Lineage: Eukaryota; Viridiplantae; Streptophyta; Magnoliopsida; Brassicales; Brassicaceae
Product: probable mitochondrial-processing peptidase subunit alpha-2, chloroplastic/mitochondrial
Exons: 13
Coding region: 97-1608 (503 amino acids)
Biological process (GO): proteolysis
Cellular component (GO): mitochondrion
Molecular function (GO): metalloendopeptidase activity; metal ion binding
Source: RefSeq, a predicted model, not a curated record
AGAAACAGGAACUCUCUCUCUCUCUCUCCUCCUGUCGUCAGCCACCACCGGCCACCGGGAUACAUUAGACGAACGAUCUAGGGUUUCACAGUCGUCAUGUACCGCACUGCAGCUACACGAUCCAAGGCCCUUAAGGGCAUUUAUAAUCGCAAUUACCGGGCAUCUCGCUAUGCAAGCUCGAGUGCUGUUGCAACGAGUUCUUCUUCGAAACCUGGUUUGGCCAGCUGGCUAACUGGAGGCUCCUCUAGCUCGCUUCCUUCGCUGAACAUUCCCUUGGCUGAUGUCUCUCUUCCACCAUCACUCGCUGACAAUGUCGAGCCUAGCAAACUCAAGACCACUACUCUUCCAAAUGGUCUUACAAUAGCCUCUGAGAUGUCUCCGAAUCCAGCAGCUUCCGUUGGUUUAUACGUUGAUUGUGGCUCUAUUUACGAGACACCAAAUUUCCGUGGAGCGACGCACUUGCUUGAGAGGAUGGCUUUCAAGAGUACAUUGAACAGAAGCCAUCUUCGUCUUGUAAGGGAAAUAGAAGCUAUCGCAGCCAUUACUUCAGCCUCUGCUUCCCGAGAGCAGAUGGGUUACACAAUCGAUGCUCUCAAAACCUAUGUUCCCGAAAUGGUUGAAGUGCUUGUUGACAGUGUGAGGAACCCUGCUUUCUUGGAUUGGGAAGUGAACGAAGAGCUCCGGAAAGUGAAAGUGGAGAUAGGAGAACUUGCAAAGAAUCCUAUGGGGUUUCUCUUGGAGACUGUUCAUUCUGCUGGUUACUCUGGCGCAUUGGCAAAUCCAUUGUAUGCACCUGAAUCUGCUAUUAAUGGAUUGACUGGGGACGUCUUGGAAGAGUUCGUUGCUGAGAACUACACAGCUCCACGAAUGGUGUUAGCAGCUAGUGGAGUUGAACAUGAAGAACUUUUAAAAGUUGCUGAGCCAUUACUUUCUGACCUUCCUAAUGUAACCAGACCAGCGGAGCCAAAGUCUCAAUAUGUUGGUGGAGAUUUCCGUCAACAUACUGGUGGAGAGGCUACACAUUUUGCGCUUGCUUUUGGAGUGCCAGGAUGGGAUAACGAGAAGGAAGCUGUUAUUGCCACUGUUCUUCAGAUGCUUAUGGGAGGAGGUGGCUCAUUCUCUGCGGGAGGUCCUGGAAAGGGAAUGCACUCUUGGCUCUAUCUCCGUAUUUUGAACGAAUAUCAGCAGUUUCAAUCAUGCACCGCAUUCACUAGCAUCUUUAACAAUAGCGGAUUGUUUGGAAUCUAUGGUUGCACGAGUCCUGAGUUUGCAGCAAGAGGAAUUGAAUUAGUAGCUGAUGAAAUGAAAGCUGUUGCUGAAGGAAAAGUUAACCAGAAACAUCUUGAUCGCGCCAAGGCAGCAACCAAGUCUGCAAUUCUGAUGAAUCUGGAAUCUCGAAUGAUUGUGGCAGAAGAUAUAGGUAGACAGAUACUUACAUACGGAGAGAGGAAGCCAGUUGACCAAUUCUUGAAGACGGUAGACCAACUCACCUUAAAGGACAUUGCAGAUUUCACCAGCAAGGUUAUUGCAAAGCCUUUGACUAUGGCGUCUUUCGGACAAGUGUUGAGUGUUCCAAGCUAUGACGCCGUAAGCAGCAGAUUCUCUUGAAGCUGCUCAAAACAGAUCAUCUUGUUUUUGCAUCAGAAGAAAAGAGUUGGGACCUGUAAAAUAAAGAAGGCCUUUCCAGUUUUUGGGAGAUCCAACAAAUUUUUUUUUUUUUCCUCUCACGGUUUCUGAAUUCUGACCGAAGAUAAGACCCAUAAAAUGGCGACAAGUUACGUCCAUGUCUCCAACAUUUUUGCGUAUUUCUUCGGUUCGUGAAUAAUGAUUAAUACGUUUACCAGCUUUUUACUCUUUCGUUUCAGCUUCAGUUUUAUUUUCUUUCUUGAUGGAGAAUGUUGGGAAACUUAGACAUAGACAUGAAGAUAAUCUGAGUAGAACAUUUAUUUUUGUU